Molecule: messenger RNA, 1557 nt
Organism: Bipolaris zeicola 26-R-13
Lineage: Eukaryota; Fungi; Ascomycota; Dothideomycetes; Pleosporales; Pleosporaceae
Exons: 6
Coding region: 1-1557 (518 amino acids)
Cellular component (GO): box C/D methylation guide snoRNP complex; small-subunit processome
Molecular function (GO): snoRNA binding
Source: RefSeq, a predicted model, not a curated record
AUGAGCGUAGAUUACCUCCUCCACGAAAGCCCCGUCGGCUAUGCCGUCUUCAAGGUUGCGAUCCAGCCAGACACCAUUGGCAACCGCCUCCAAGAGGUGCAGAAGGCAGUUCAAGACCUCGACAAGUUCGGAAAGACUGUUGAGCUUGUCGGCCUUGCGCCGUUCCAGGGCACCCAAGAUGCUCUGGCCGAGAUCAACGAUGUCUCGGAAGGCAUCAUGUCUGACUUCUUGAAGGCCACUCUCGAAACGAACCUUCCCAAGGCCGGAAAGAAGAAGACGAUUACUCUUGGUGUGAGCGAGAGGAACCUGGCGGGUAGCAUCAAGGCCGCGUUCCCCAACCUCUCAUGCGAGACUAGCGACACUUCGGAAGUAGUGGCUGAUCUCCUGCGUGGUCUUCGCCAGCACAGCGGCAAGCUGAUCAAGAAACUGCAACCUGGUGACAUUGAUCGCUCUAUUCUGGGUCUCGGACAUGCGUACUCCAGGUCCAAGGUCAAGUUCAGCGUCCAGAAGCAGGACAACCACAUCAUCCAAGCAAUUGCGACGCUCGACCAGAUCGACAAGGACCUCAACACCUUCUGCAUGCGCCUGCGCGAGAACUAUGGCUGGCAUUUCCCUGAGCUCGCGAAGAUUGUCAACAGCAACGAGCAGUACGCAAAGAUUGUUCUGAAGAUUGGCGACAAGUCGAAAUUGUCCGAUGAGGACCUGCACGACCUUGCAGCAGUUGUGGACGACGAUGAGGGUGUUGCGCAAGCCAUAAUCAAUGCCGCGCGCACAUCCAUGGGCCGGGAUCUCUCCGAGGCUGAUAUGGAGAUUGUCAUGGCAUUCGCUAAGAGAACCGCUUCGUUGGCUGCGUAUCGCAAGCAGCUUAGCAACUACCUUGGAAGCCGCAUGAACCAGGUCGCUCCCAACCUGGCUGCUCUGAUCGGUGACACGGUUGGCGCAAGGCUGAUCUCCAAGGCUGGUUCUUUGACGAAUCUCUCCAAAUACCCUGCCAGUACUGUGCAGAUUCUGGGUGCAGAGAAGGCGCUGUUCAGAGCGCUCAAGACCAAGGGAAACACUCCCAAGUAUGGAUUGAUCUACCACAGCUCCUUCAUUGGACGCACAGGACAAAAGUCCAAGGGCAGAAUCUCGCGUUUCUUGGCCAACAAGUGCUCAAUUGCGUCGAGGAUUGACAACUUUUCUGAUACGCCGACUUCCAAGUUUGGUGAAGCACUCAAGCGCCAAGUGGAUGAGCGAAUUGAGUUCUAUGCGACUGGCGCCCCGCCUGCGAAGAAUGCAGCGGUGAUGCAGGCGGCCAUGAACUCUGUCAUGACUGACAUUGGCGUCAUCGAGGACCCCACUGCAACUGCAGCCGAGGAUGUGGAGAUGGCCGACGGGGUAACAGCGGCAGCCACUGAGCAAGCGGUGCGCAAGGAGAAGAAGGACAGGAAGGCCAAGAAGGCCAAGAAGGAGGCCGAAGAGGAGGUUUCGGAGAAGAAGUCGAAGAAGGACAAGAAGCGGAAACACGGCGAGGAGGAGGAUGGCGAAAAGAAGAAGAAGAAGAAGAGCAAGGCGUGA